AUGACUUCUUCACGGUCAAGUCAUGCACCCAGGCUGGAUGCCAAUGCCAGCACACCUCAAGAUUUAUCAAAAAAUUAUGUUGAUCAACAAACAUAUAACAAAAAUGCCACCAGUCCUUUGUUUGUUCCUGGGGAUGACGGGAUAGAUCAUACCGAAACGAACAACAGCGACCUUGAUUCAGCAGAAAAGGCGCCUGGGAAUAUUCUUCCAAGGGAUAGACAACUGAAGACUCCCACUUACGAUUAUGCCUUUGAAAAGUCAAUGAGCCACGCCGAAGCGAAACUCUUUUACCAGCAUCACCAGAUAGCAUCUCGGAACGUUGAUGGCGAAUGUCCCAACGAAAUAUCAGCUAUAUCAAGUUCAGUAGGCGACACCGAUCCUAAAGACAUGGCAGGGUCACCUCCAGCGAUUGGACUUGGCGCUUUGCCGACCACUCAGCGAAAUCUAAGUUCCCCGAAUGGAAAUCGUAUCUUUGACCUUCCUGCUUCCCAACAAGCCCCCGAACCACAUGGUGCGCAUCUUAUAGUCCGACAAGACGAUGAAAGCACCUUGCCGUGUCCGGACAACAUGGGGAAUGUCAGCGACUCUUUGGGAACUGCGCAGGGCUUGAUGAACAUCUCAGCCGAUAGCAGCGCAGUUACCUCUGAGUUAAAUGUUAUCUGUCGCAAAAUAAGGGGGCUACUCGAUAGGCGGUCAAAGUAUAUGCAGCUAUCAUUACAGGGACCUGAGGAUAACCCCAAAGACCAUCCAGGAUGGGAAGUCUAUCCCCCUCCGCCGGAACCAGCUUGGGACAAUGAGAAAGACAUUGGGAAGAGUGCCGAUAGCUCCCGCGUUGACCAGAAAAAGCGAAAGAUGGGCCAGGAUAUUGGGGAGGAUUUUGACAUGGCCCAAUGUUUGCCACUGCCUCAAGAGUCCUCCUGGGUAUAUAGGCUUGAUGAGAAUAGUGUGUACCAAGUUUAUGAGAGCGAUGCAGCGGCUGAUUCCCGGCGGCCUGUCGUCAAUAUUCCUUCCUUGCGGGACUUCUAUAUGGACCUUGAUGCAGUCACGGACGUAUCAACAGACGGGCCCGCGAAAAGCUUCGCGUUCAAGCGACUGUCCUAUUUGGAAGGAAAGUUCCAGCUCUAUGCGCUCUUAAAUGAAUACCAGGAGAUUGCAGACUGCAAGAAAGUCCCUCAUAGGGAUUUUUACAAUGUUCGAAAAGUGGAUACGCAUGUUCAUCACUCUGCGUGUAUGAAUCAAAAGCACCUUCUCCGUUUCAUCAAGAGCAAGAUGAAAAAAUCUCCAGAUGAAGUAGUAUUGUUCCGCGACGGCAAACAUCUGACGCUGAAAGAAGUUUUUGAGAGCAUCAGUUUAACCGCUUAUGACUUGAGUAUUGAUACACUUGACAUGCAUGCUCAUACCGAUUCUUUUCACCGAUUCGACAAGUUUAAUCUCAAGUAUAACCCUGUGGGUGAAUCUCGACUGCGCGAGAUAUUUCUGAAGACGGACAACUUCAUCAAAGGACGCUAUCUAGCCGAGAUCACAAAGGAGGUAAUUUCCGAUCUGGAAUCCAGCAAAUACCAAAUGGUAGAAUGGCGUAUUUCCAUUUACGGAAGGUCAAUCCAAGAAUGGGACAAACUUGCAGCCUGGGUCGUUGACAACAAACUCUUUUCUCCCAAUGUCCGCUGGCUGAUCCAGGUACCUCGACUGUAUGACGUUUAUAAGUCGAGCGGCAUGAUGGAGAAUUUCGAGCAGGUCAUCACCAACGUCUUUCAACCAUUAUUCGAAGUGACAAGGAAUCCCGAUAGCCACCCCAAGCUCCACAUCUUCCUGCAGCGUGUGGUUGGGUUUGACAGUGUCGACGACGAGAGCAAAGCGGAGCGGCGACUGUACAGGAAGUAUCCAAUUCCCAGGGAGUGGAACACGAAGCAAAAUCCACCUUACAGCUAUUGGAUCUAUUUCAUGUUCGCCAAUAUUGCAUCUCUCAAUACUUGGCGCAAGCGGCGUGGCUUCAAUACUUUUGUCUUGAGGCCACACUGUGGCGAGGCUGGAGAUCCCGAUCAUCUUGCAGUGGGUUACCUAUGCUGCCACAGCAUCAGUCAUGGAAUUCUCCUGAGAAAGGUUCCUCUACUGCAAUAUCUUUACUAUCUUGACCAAAUAGGCAUCGCUAUGUCGCCUCUCAGCAACAAUGCCCUGUUUCUAACAUAUGACAAAAAUCCAUGUGCUAAUUUCUUCAAGAGAGGUCUUAAUGUUUCUUUAUCUACUGAUGACCCCUUGCAGUUUGCUUUCACCAAAGAACCCUUAAUUGAGGAAUACUCAGUUGCUGCACAGAUCUACAAGUUUAGUGCAGUAGAUAUGUGUGAGCUUGCUAAGCAUUCAGUCGAACAAAGUGGCUUUGAGCUAUCUUUGAAGAGGAGAUGGCUAGGUAACGACUGCUGCCUACGGGGAGUUCCAGGAAACAAUGUUGCCAAAAGCAACGUCCCUGACAUUCGUGAACAGUUUAGGCAUGAAACAUUGAUUGGAGAAUUGACCCUAAAUAUUUGUAUUGACUGUGUGAUGUUCAGAAUUGACCGUUAUGCGCAUACUGGAGAUGAUGCAACAAUUCGAUUGAAAGGUCUCGCUGCAGUCAAUCACCCGGGGCCUUUACCUUCGGUGCAACCAAAUGCCGGCGUGAGAAGUGAUUCCAAUUCAGGCCCGUUGAUAUGCGCCGAAGAAUUGUCGAAAUCUGAGCAAAAAGCCAAGGUUGAAGUUUGCAACUUGGCCACUCAACCUGGGAGUCAAAAUACCAUGAAGGGCGCGUGCAUUGAAGGGCCCACAUUGCAAGAUCUUGAAGCGAAUGCCGUGACUACGCCUGGGGAAUUUGCCACGUCCUUUGGCAGUACAAGUACUGCUGGCAUAACUGCGCAUAGUGCGGACUGUGUGCCAGAACAAAAAAUCUUCCCAGGUAUUGUGCAUGAAAGGGCUCACCGACAUAACAUGCCAAUUGAAGGACUAGCUGAGGAUGACAAGGAGGAAGGUUCUGGUGAUAGCGAGGCUACCAGUAGUUUCACGGUAUAG
Messenger RNA from Aspergillus sclerotioniger CBS 115572, 3036 nucleotides. Its product is annotated as AMP deaminase. Gene Ontology annotation, molecular function: AMP deaminase activity. The transcript has 4 exons. NCBI's taxonomy places the organism in Eukaryota, Fungi, Ascomycota, Eurotiomycetes, Eurotiales, Aspergillaceae. The coding region runs from base 1 to 3036 and encodes 1011 amino acids. The record is from RefSeq and is a predicted model, not a curated record. Gene Ontology annotation, biological process: AMP metabolic process; IMP salvage. Gene Ontology annotation, cellular component: cytosol.